Messenger RNA from Mesorhabditis belari, 1329 nucleotides. Lineage: Eukaryota; Metazoa; Nematoda; Chromadorea; Rhabditida; Rhabditidae. The record is from the annotation of a GenBank genome assembly.
AUGGAAGAGGAUCGUAUGGGGAUGAGAAUCAACUCUGAAGUCGUCGAGAUAACGAAAGACCCGAAAGGACUCGUCGGGGUGUCGAUCGGUGGUGGUCAUCCGUAUUGUCCCUGUGUCUAUGUCGUUCAACUCUUCGACGGCUCACCGGCGGCCGACGAUGGGAGAAUACGAGCCGGCGAUGAGGUGGUUGCGGUGAAUGGAACGAACGUGAAAGGAGACAAGAAAACACAUGUCGCUCAGCUCAUUCAAACAAGCGCGAAUCCUGUAAAACUCACGAUCAACAAACUCGACAUCGACACUACAAAGGGGAAAACGGUGGAUAUCGUGAUGAAAAAGAUCAAGCAUAAGAUGGUUUCCUUCAUGGAAAAUGAUACGGCCGACGCGCUCGGGCUCUCAAGAGCCAUUCUGUGCAAUGAUCCGUUGCUAAAGAAAAUGCAGCUGCUCGAGGAGAACGCCGAAUUCUACCGUACUCUCAUCGCCUAUUUCACUGAGCUUUGCGAUGCACAAGAGGGAAUUAAUAAAUUUCAGAAAAUGUUUGGUGACGCAUUUUGCGAACUGGCCGCUCAUGAAAGUCAAGCGAACGCAUCAUUGGCUUUCACCGUAUUCGGAGAGGCUCACCGAAGCCUGGGGAAACGCCAGGGUGAAAUGGUGAAAUCGGUUCGACCGCUUAUCAACGAUUUGGUCACCUAUGUUGAGAAAGCGAUUCCCGACACGGAGCUAACCCUUAAAAAAUAUUUGGAUGUCAAAUACGAGUACUUGUCCUAUUGCUUAAAGUUGAAAGAGAUGGACGACGAAGAGGUCGAAUUUCACUCACUACAAGAGAGUUUAUAUAGAGUUGAGACCGGGAAUUAUGAGUACAGGCUAAUGCUUCGAUGUCGCCAAGAGACACGAGAGCGAUUUGUGCGAAUGAGAAACGAUGUGAUGGUGAAGAUUGAGCUGCUCGAUCAAAAACACGUUCGAGACAUCGCCCAGCAGCUCACAAAUCUCGUGAGCGUGCUGCGCGAUUGUCAAACGGAUUGUGCCAGCGCGCUCCUCCAAGCGGCAGCCCCGGCUCCUGUCGAGAUUGACAUCAUUCAGAGAAGUCAAAAGUUUGACCACCGGGCAAGCACGAGUAGUGCCAAUGAGAACGAGGGAGCGGAUGAGAAUGGGGCAGCAGAAGUCUCAGAACCACAGGUUGAUCUUCUCGACGUGAAUGAGCCGGAGAUUGAUCUCAUCUCCAGUGAUUCACCAACGAAUGGGAUUAAUCUCGUCGAAACUAACCUCAUCUCAUUAAAUGAGGAAAAUGCCCAGCAAUCGUCCGGCAACGCGCUGGAAAACCUGCUACAACUG